Branchiostoma belcheri (Belcher's lancelet) is the source of this 1384-nucleotide messenger RNA. Its product is annotated as peroxisomal membrane protein 11B-like. The record is from RefSeq and is a predicted model, not a curated record. NCBI's taxonomy places the organism in Eukaryota, Metazoa, Chordata, Leptocardii, Amphioxiformes, Branchiostomatidae. Gene Ontology annotation, cellular component: peroxisomal membrane. The transcript has 3 exons. The coding region runs from base 184 to 891 and encodes 235 amino acids. Gene Ontology annotation, biological process: peroxisome fission; regulation of peroxisome size.
UCAUUGACCUUUGACCCCUCGCCCUACUUCAGAUUUUGGACACGCGGGUUUUAAAUCGUGUUCUUGCCGGCCCACGCGGCCACAAACGUGCCGUGCUGGUGUCACGGUCGUCUCAAGUACCGGGGCACAGUCGUGCGACUUUAUAACGACCGACUUACGCGGUAAGACCGACACAGCGACAUUAUGGAAGCGUUUAUCAACUUCACGGCACAGACCAAAGGGCGAGACAAGCUCUUCAGGACUGUGCAGUAUGGCAGUAUCUUCCUACGUGCAGUUUUUGGCAGGACCAACACUGACGUUGUGACCAAGAUGAAAAAACUGGAGUCUCAAGUCAGCAUGACAAGGAAAUUGAUGAGGUUUGGUAAGAGUCUGGACUCGUUGGAGGCGGCACGGCGGGCGUCCAAACUCCAGGACGAGCUUCUGCGGGUCUUACUGACCGCUAGUCACGCGAAUCGUUCCGUCUUCCUCCUGUUCGACCAUCUGGUAUGGCUGGGCCGCGCCGGGGUGAUACAGACCGACGUGGACAUGUGGAACUGGCUCUCUCUGAGAUUCUGGUUCCUCAGCACUCUCCUCAGUCUACUACGUGAUCUAUACGGCAUACAGAAGGCCCUACAGAUAAAACACCAACAGCUGAACUAUCCUAACGGAACAGUUCAUAACGAACUGCGACUGGAGGCCAAAGUGAGACAGGAAGCGUUGAGAAGAAUCCUGGUGGAAAACCUGCCGUUGUGUAUCGAUACGUCGAAGAAUGUUUGUGAUAUCGUGGUUCAAAUGACCAGGUUGAAACUGAUCGAGGUUUCUGAUGGGUGGGUGGGGUUUUGUGGGGUGGUGUCUUCCAUACUGGGGAUUAUGGUCAUAGCAGAUCCAACCUUGAAACUGACUCCAUCCUAGAUUUCUUACAUGAUUUUUCAUGGCUAUUUAGAAAAGAGGGAGCCUAGAUAGCAAUAUUAUCAUCAGGAAUUAAUCAUAUUUUUAUGUCAGUACUGUAAUCUGAGGUGUUACAAGGGCACAGAGUUUCAAGUACUGAUUUGAUGAUUUUGGAUCCAAUGAAUCCAAUAUUAUGCUUACAUUUACUGGGAAUUUUAAAGAUGAAAUAUGACAUUUUGUCCAGUAUGCAAUUUUGUACUUUUAUACUUCCAACAUGUACAAUAAAUGCUAGCUAAUGUCUUUUAAACAGUCAACGAUUGUGGGCGAAGAUGUGCAAAGAUGUUCACUGAAAUUUGAAGAUUUGAGUGACAACAAUUUUAAUUUGUAAUUUCAUGCCUUUUCUGUUCAGGAGUGUUUAUCAAACAUCCAUUGUCAUAUAGUUGCAGAAUAAUGUAGUAGCAAGGUAAAAGCAAUGCAGAAUAGUGGCAGGCAAGGUCUGCUUGAUAACAUUGUAUUU